Juglans microcarpa x Juglans regia is the source of this 1445-nucleotide messenger RNA. RefSeq lists its product as uncharacterized. The transcript is spliced from 5 exons. Lineage: Eukaryota; Viridiplantae; Streptophyta; Magnoliopsida; Fagales; Juglandaceae. Bases 85 to 1251 code for a protein of 388 amino acids. The record is from RefSeq and is a predicted model, not a curated record.
CUCCAACAUAAAUGGAUGUCAUAAUCCAGUGCUAAAACAUCCGUGGUUUCAUCUUCAGGGCUUCAGAAUUCGGUUUCGUGGGCGAUGAAUUUGGACGAUCUUCACAAGGUAUGGGAUAUCAAAACCCUGAAAAAGCCUGGAGAAGACGAAGCGAGGAAGAUUCUGGAGAGAAUAGCGAAGCAGGUCCAGCCCAUCAUGCGUAAACACAAAUGGAAGGUCAAAGUUCUCUCCGAAUUCUGUCCGAACAAUCCGUCAAUUCUGGGGUUGAAUGUGGGAGGUGGAGUGCAUGUGAAGCUGAGGCUCCGGAGGCCUAACAGGGAUUGGGAUUUCUUCCCUUUUGAUCAAGUUCUUGGUACAAUGCUUCAUGAGCUUUGCCAUAACGUCCAUGGCCCGCACAAUGCCAGCUUCUACAAUCUCUGGGAUGAACUCAGAAAGGAAUGUGAGGAGCUGAUGGCCAAGGGAAUAACAGGCACAGGAGAGGGCUUUGAUCUUCCUGGGAGGCGUUUGGGUGGUUUCUCCCAUCAGCCUCCUCUUUCAUCUCUCCACAAAAGUGCACUGGAGGCUGCAGAAAAGAGAGCACGAUCAGGAUCUCUGCUACCAUCUGGACCCAGACGUCUUGGUGGUGAUAAUACUAUUAUGGUUGCACUUAGUCCAAUACAAGCUGCUGCGAUGGCUGCAGAGAGAAGAUUACAGGAUGAUAUCUGGUGUGGGUCUCAGUCUUGCAAAGCUUCUGGGGAUGAAGAAAGUAGUUCUGGUAUUUUACAUGACUUUGUAUCUUCAGAACAAAGUGGAGGAAGCUCAAGGUCAGAUGGUGGUUCCAUUGCAUAUUCUGUGGAUGCCAAUUUUGUAGAUUUAUCUAUCAAUACUUCAAAAAGAAGUUGCAAAUCAGAUACCACUUCAUUUUCUCAAUCUACUUGCCAUCCAGAAUCUAAUUUUGUAGAUUUAUCUAGUCCGUUAUCUUCUGAUCUGGGGAGUAGUUUGGAUACAAUACGUGACAGAACGCUGAAUGCCGAGGAAUUGCCAAUGUGGGAGUGUGGAACAUGCACUUUAUUGAAUGCUCCAUUGGCUCCAAUAUGUGAGCUCUGUAGCACUCAAAAGCGAAAAGAUGUUCAUACAAACUACAAAGUCUGGUCCUGUAAAUUUUGUACAUUGGAAAACAGUGUGAAGUUGGAGAAAUGCUGUGCCUGUGGUCAGUGGAGAUACUCACACGGAGCACCAGUGUCCAUCCAAGCACGGAAUCUUGGCACUUGAGGGAUACCUUUCAAUUGGCCAACAAUGAACAAUCUUCCAACAUGGGUAUUUUUUUUACCAAGUUAAAGGAAAAACAGUAAUUUUGCACGUCUACUUUUAGGUCAAGUUGUUAUGGCCAUUUUCUUGUGUCCAUGUAUUUAUUGUCAAGGAUCGUAUUGCUGUUGUGCAAACUGUUCAUAUCUUGAGAAUAAGCA